Cololabis saira (Pacific saury) is the source of this 2344-nucleotide messenger RNA. It is a transcript of the gene creld1a, whose product is annotated as protein disulfide isomerase Creld1. The record is from RefSeq and is a predicted model, not a curated record. The coding region runs from base 914 to 1828 and encodes 304 amino acids. Lineage: Eukaryota; Metazoa; Chordata; Actinopteri; Beloniformes; Belonidae. The transcript is spliced from 6 exons. Gene Ontology annotation, molecular function: calcium ion binding.
UAAAAUUACGAGAAUAAAGUCGUAAAAUUACGAGAAUAAAGUCGUAACAUUACGAGAAUAAAGUCGUAUGUUGCGAGAAUAAAGUCGUAAUAUUAUGAGAAUAUAAUUUAUGAGAACUCUAACAGGAAGAGCUUCUUCUCCCUGUGUUAAAAUGAGGAAUAUUGAGCAUCUUGUGAAGUUAUAUUUAUAUAUUUAUAAUAUAUUAUGACUUUAUUCUCGUAAUAUUAUGACUUUAUUCUCGUAAUUUUACGACUUUAUUCUCAUUACAUUAUGACUUUAUUCUCGUAAUUUCCUUUUUUGUUUUUUUGUUUGGCCCUAAUACUCCGUCGUACAAAUGACAUACCCAUGUGGGUUGUAAAUGAUUGAAAGGAAUGACCUUAUAGGUAUAAGCCUCCAGGUAUCACAAUAUAAUGAAAACAUUUUAAGGGUAAUUGAAUGUCAACAAAAAACUAAAAGCAAUAGUUCCUUUGUCAAGAUCUUAAUGUAUUUGGAGCCCAUCAUUUUUGGCUUAAAAAUGUUAAAUGAUCCCAUUAAGCCACCAUGUCAUGUUCAUGAUAAUGAUGCUGUGUUAAUGAUAGGGGUCUAUUAGUAAUGCACGAUGGGGUCAUUGUAUAUGAGAUUGACAACACUAAUUAUAAAAAAGGAAUAAAGAAGAAAAACACUCAACUCAAUGCGUGGUAAACAAAGACCCCAUUAAACUUUGACCAUACACAUUAUUAUGAUCAGAUUGUUGUUGGUUUUCUUUGUUCACAAAAAGUCUUAUUAUUACCAAAACUGUAAAAGGGAUAACUUUUUUUUCCUACAGACGUCUUGUAUCCAUGCGCCCUCACACCUGUCUAUAAAUACAUUUGCUCAUGGGCGGAAGAUGUGAUUGGCUCUGUGUCGCCCUGUGUCGGUGGAUCUCAUUGGUGCAAUGUUGUGUCAGUUUGAGGACACAGGAGCGCUUGUUGAGAGUGUCACUACAUUCCAAAGGGACGGGGUUAGAAAGUUUGGAUGUGACCCUCCCACUCGAGAUGUUUUAGCCAUACUUUAUAAUCGGACAUGUGCACAUGUCGGGUGCGUCCCUGCGGGAUUCACUAGUUUAGAAGCGACUCAAGUCACGCUCAACACGGAGAUGGGGGUGAAGAGGGUUGUGAGGAAGCUGCUGCAGGCUGUGUGGCUGUGGAGUCUGUUGGCCGCUUGGGUUCACUGCUGUCCGGAUGCCUGUAGCAAGUGUUCAGGGUCAGAAAAUGAUGUGUGUGAAGAAUGCAGAACUGGAUGGAAACUUCAUUAUAACACGUGUGUAGAUGUUGAUGAGUGUGGCACUGAGCUGGAAAGCUGCCUUCCAGGCAGUUACUGCUUUAAUACAGCAGGAUCAUUUGAAUGCAGAGGCUGUGAUGUGGCCUGUGUGGGCUGCAUGGGUAGUGGACCAGCUCGCUGUAGGAAAUGUGCUCCUGGGUACAGACUGACUGGGUCCAAAUGUUCAGACGUAGAUGAAUGUAGUGACCGGGUUCUUGCGUGUCAUGGCCUGGAUGAGAUUUGUAUCAACACGGAGGGUUCUUUCCACUGUGACUGUGGGGAAGGCUUCCUCCGCAAGGACGCUGUGUGUGUGAAGAAACCGCUGCCCAGUCUUCACGAGAAGGGUUUGUUUGAGGACAUCAAAGACGAAGAAGUGGAGGUGCUGCAGCAGAUGUUUUUUGGGGUGGUGCUUUGUGCUCUGGCCACACUUGCAGCCAGAGGAGAUUUGGUGUACACAUCUGUAUUCAUGGGAGCAGCGGCAGCCAUGGCAGGUUACUGGCUCUCUGACCGAGGGGACCGUGUAAUGAGCCGCUUCCUGAAGGGGCGUUAAAAUGCCAAACUGCUUUAAAACAAACAAAAACAGGUGGAUGCAUGAACACAUAUACCACCACUGCUUGGCAAGGAUCUUUAACAUGCUAAAUGUAAGCAUUUUAUUUUGUAAGUUAAGAUAUAAAGCUGAAUAAGGAUUCCAGAUGUACAACAUAUGGAAUGAAGUUAAGUAAUACUGAUGAGCAGUGAUUCAAGCCUUUCAGUUACCAUGAGCUGGGUGACAGCUAAACCACCAGGUGAAUCUUGUGUAUUUGUGUUUAGUGUGCACAAUACACAUUAUUUUAUAUUAUUUUUGCUUGCUGUAGUCGCUAAUGUUCAUUAUUCUACUGUUUAUGGUCAAUGGCAAUAAGAAAUGGCCGUAAAAGGAUCCUUUUCACUUUGCCAGGUUACAGGAAGCUGCCACUUACAUAAUGAUCCAUGUUACACUGAUGUGUCAGUGCCUUAAAGGGCACAUAUUAUGGCAUUUAAUGUAUAUUUUAAAAAGGCCUUGAAUGUCUUAAAAACAAUCUAAAGCUUG